This is a messenger RNA of Strongylocentrotus purpuratus (purple sea urchin), 1522 nucleotides long. RefSeq names its product mannose-1-phosphate guanyltransferase alpha-A (gene gmppa). Gene Ontology annotation, molecular function: transferase activity. NCBI's taxonomy places the organism in Eukaryota, Metazoa, Echinodermata, Echinoidea, Camarodonta, Strongylocentrotidae. The transcript has 12 exons. Gene Ontology annotation, biological process: biosynthetic process. The coding region runs from base 134 to 1402 and encodes 422 amino acids. Gene Ontology annotation, cellular component: cytoplasm. The record is from RefSeq and is a predicted model, not a curated record.
AUCAAUCGCUUCCUUCAUACGAAAAUCCACGUCAACACACAAAAAGGCCAAAAACGACAAGAGUCAACUCUCAAUAUAAUUCAAUACUAAGACAUUUUUCUUUCUUUGAUCGAGGAGAAAGAAGAGUUCCAGGAUGUUGAAAGCCGUAAUACUAAUUGGAGGACCUCAGAAAGGUACUCGUUUUCGGCCACUCUCCCUGGAGCUUCCGAAACCUUUGUUUCCAGUAGCUGGCUUCCCCAUCAUCUAUCAUCAUAUUGAAGCAUGUAGCAAGCUGCCAGAUAUCCAAGAUGUUUUGUUGAUUGGGACCUACCAACCCAGUGACUCUCUCAACAGAUUCAUCACAUCAGCUCAGAGAGAAUUCAAGUUCAACAUAAGGUACCUACAGGAAUACACAGCUUUAGGAACCGCUGGAGGACUGUACCACUUCAGGGACCAGAUCCUGAGUGGCCAACCCAAGGGGUUCCUGGUCUUCAAUGGGGACGUGUGCUGCAAGUUCCCUCUGGCCGAGCUCUGGGACUUCCACGAGAAGGUGUCGCAAGAUGACCACUACACCAUGCUGUCAACAGAGGCAACCAGGGACCAGAGUCUUUCAUAUGGGUGCUUAGUGGAGAAUGAGAACACACAUGAGGUCAUGCACUAUGUAGAGAAGCCCCAAACCUUUGUCAGUACGGUGAUCAAUUGUGGACUCUACGUCUUUCCACCAGAGAUCUUUCAGCACAUUGGGAAAGCCUUCCAGCAAAACCAGGAUGAAGUGCUCAAUGGAGACCCCUUAUUCCCCUCCAAAGACACAAUACGCCUUGAACAGGACAUCUUGGCACCUCUAGCUAGCACGGGGAAACUCUUCACUUUCAAGACAAAUAAUUUCUGGAGCCAAAUCAAAUCUGCAGGGUCAGCAAUCUUUGCCAACAGGCUAUAUCUCAGUCUGUACCAUGAAACUCAUCCCGACCGAUUAUCAGAUCCUAAAUCAGAAACGGGACCAUCGAUAAGAGGGGAUGUCUACAUUCAUCCUACUGCUACUGUAGAUCCUACAGCUACGCUUGGUCCAAAUGUGACGAUAGCAGCCAACGUAACGAUCGGAGCUGGAGUCAGGGUCAGGGAAUCCAUUGUCUUAGAGGGCGCUACACUACAGGAUCACUGCUGCAUUCUACAUAGUAUCAUUGGUUGGAACAGCAUGGUAGGGGCAUGGUCAAGGGUCGAGGGUACGCCAAAUGACCCCAACCCCAACUUGGACCACGCCAAGAUGGACAGCGGGACGCUCUUCAACGGGGAUGGCAAACUGAACCCGUCAAUUACCAUCUUGGGUGGCAAGGUGGUGAUCCCUCCGGAGGUCAUCAUCCUGAACUCCAUCGUCCUGCCUCAUAAAGAGCUGGGAUACAGCAUAAAAAACCAGAUCCUCCUCUAGCAUCUAUUAGGUACCAAUGUGAGCAUUCCUCCAGAAGUGAUGGUGCUGAACGCCAUUUUGCUGCCGGAUAAACAGAUCUCCUCCAGCUUCAAGAACCAGAUAUUGCUCUAGGUUGCACGU